AUGACGAAAGAGACUCUCAAAGAAAUAUGCAAACAAAAUAAAUUGUAUAUAAUCCCUCGUCUCAAUAAUGAACUUUUUCUUCACUAUGGAGGAUUUUCAAAGAUUGAAAACCUAGAUGAAUAUACUGGCCUAAAAAGUCUGUGGUUACAAAACAAUGUGUUGAAGAACAUUUCUGGACUCGACCAACAAAUAAACCUUGUCUGUUUGUUCUUGCACUACAACGCAAUCUCAAAAAUCGAAAAUCUUGAUUUCUUGGUAAAACUCAACACGAUAAAUUUGAGCCAUAAUUUCAUCAAAGUUAUUGAAAACUUAGAUCACUUGCAAGACCUGAAUUUUUUGGUUUUAACUCACAACAAGCUUUCUACUGUGAGCGACAUUGCUCAUUUGGCCAGCUGUAAAACAUUGUCUAUACUUGAUCUUUCAUUUAACUACUUAGAUGAUCCAGAAAUCAUUGAUGUUUUUGCCAACAUGGAAUCUUUGAACGUUUUGAUUUUAACUGGAAAUAUUGUGAUUUCGAAGAUAGACAACUAUCGGAAAACGUUAAUUAUAAAAUGUAAAAAACUAUGUAAUCUGGAUGACAGAACAGUUUCAAAAAAGGACCGUUUGUGUGCAGAGUCUUGGAGUACGGGUGGUGUCGAAGCGGAACAAGCCAUGAGAACUAAAUUAAACAAAAUCGAAAGGGACGCACAAUUGCGACGAAUUAAUCGUGUACCAAUUAUUCCAUGGGUCCAAUCGGAUUCUUCAGACGACGAGACAGUGGAAGACAAAAGUAUAAUGAGUCAAAAUUAG
Diuraphis noxia (Russian wheat aphid) is the source of this 789-nucleotide messenger RNA. Its product is annotated as dynein axonemal assembly factor 1-like. Gene Ontology annotation, molecular function: dynein complex binding; protein binding. Lineage: Eukaryota; Metazoa; Arthropoda; Insecta; Hemiptera; Aphididae. Gene Ontology annotation, biological process: axoneme assembly. The record is from RefSeq and is a predicted model, not a curated record. Gene Ontology annotation, cellular component: axoneme.